UCAUCGUUUGGCGCGCCCUCUCUGGUGAGAGCUGCGUGAAAGAAGUUGUUGUGAUAAACUUCUUUCCUUUGAACUGCCGCUGUUUUUACCGCAUGAAAACGCAUCAUCCGGCAAUAAGAUGUGGAUCCUGACUCCGCUGCAGCCUGGAGGUGAGACGCACUAUCUCAUGGCCAGUAAAGAGUACGUGGUCGGGCGCAAGAACUGUGAGAUCCUUCUUGCCAACGACCAGUCCAUCAGCAGGGCUCACGCUCACCUCACUCUGACUGACCAGACCCUGACAUUGAAAGACACCUCCAAGUACGGCACUUCUGUCAACGGCAAGAGACUGACAGAGAACACGUCAGUGAACCUGAAGUCAGGGGACUAUGUAACAUUUGGGGCUUUUAACAGCAAGUUCAGUGUGGAGCAUCAGUAUCCAGUGGUGUGUUCAUCAUGUUUGGACAGUGAUGGCAAGAGGUCACUCUCUCAGGCCCUGCAGGCUCUGGGUGGAAAGACGGUCAACACAUGGACUCAGGAGUGCACACACCUGGUUAUGCCCACUGUGAAAGUCACCAUCAAGACCAUUUCUGCUGUGCUGUGCUGCCGUCCCAUCGUGAAACCAGAGUUCUUCUUGGAGUUCAACAAAGCCGUGGAGCAAAAACUGGCACCGCCUAAAGCCGAGAGCUUCAUCCCGGAGAUCGAUGAGCCCAGUCUCAGUAAACAGGACGUUAACCUUGGAGUGAUUCCAGCUCGCAAACAGCUUUUUACUGAGAAGACCUUUGUGUUCCUCAGUGCCAAACAGCUGAAUCGUCUGAGUGGAGCCGUGGGUUUUGGAAUGGGAAAGAUUCGACUGCUGGAGGAGGGCGCUCUGCCCCGGGACCUGCUGGAGUCUCCACAAAGCUGUGUGGUCGAUGUCACAACAGCCAGCUCCCAAACCCUGCUGUCUUCCUCUGCCACAGAGUGGGCAACCUCAGUGAAUAACAUUGUUCAAAGAAAAGGCCUUCGGGUCAUCACAGAGUCUGAGAUCGGAUUGGCUGCCAUCUUUGCUUCCUGUGACAAGUACUGCAAUCCAUCCAGUCUACAGCCAGACUCAGAGUCGGCACCAAAAGUGACACCCAGAAUCUCGAGUGCGUCGCUGUCACAGAGCUUGGCGGUGGACGAGACCGUGUUACCGGCUGCUACACAAAAUAUCACAGCGUAUGCAGUGAACACGGAGCCAUUCGAACGGUCGGCUCCAUGUCACUUGACAGGGGUGACGGCAGUAGGAGAAACUCCUGAGAAGAAACACAAUGGAUCCAAAGUCCACGCCAAGAGGUUGUCCGCUCCGAGCAUCGUGGCUGAAACAAUGAGCUCAUCGUAUAACACUGUUAACAACACUGACUCACAGAGGAAGAAGCCCGAGUCCAAACCGACAGUUGCAGGGCCUAGUGGAAUCAGGCCCCAACCAUCCACUCCCUGGACCAAUGGUGGCAUGAAGACAUUUCCACAGAAGUUAUCUCCUCGGAAACUAAAACCUCCUGCACAGGUUUCACCCCAGACACAGUCGACUCUGACGAGCUUCUUCCAGUCGUCCAAUAAGAAACGGCCUUUGGACGAUGAUUUCUCGGAGGUUAUGUCAGAGGCGAAGCGGUCUGUAAAGGCAUCGUCCAUCAGCAGGAUGCCGGCACCGAACACCUCAGUUACGUCUAAAGAAACAUCUCAGACUCCACUGGGGUCUGGAGCUCAUGUGUUCACAGGACGGUCGGAGGACAGGGUCUCCCACGCUGCUCAGGAGGAGCCCCAGGGUAGAAAGAGGAAGGAGAUGGAAGCAGAGAUACAGAUGGAUGAACUGGAGUCUCUUAUGUCCGAAGAUAUGGAUUUCUUUGAUGAGCCACCCUCAGGCAAACAAGGGCAGCACGCACAGCCUCAAUGGCAAAGCUCCACUGGACAGAGACAAGGUUUUAACGUGGAGGAGGCUCCAUCUUCGAGCAAGAAGCAGCGCGUCCAUGCAGAAGACAGUGAGGCCACCAGACGGCCCCUGGAAAACCAGUCCAGUUCAAACAAAAACCACAGCAAACAAUCCGAACAGUUUACUGUCUCCAUCAAGAAGGAGAACGUUGAUCCUUCAGAAAACAAAACAACUAAUCAUGAGUCCAUUCAAAGUAACAACGUUCAGCCUGUUGAACAUAAUAAACCGUCUUACAUUGAGGAUAUUGAACUACUCGAAGGAGAGAAUUCUGAGCCUAAAGAAGAGACUAAGACGCCUUUGCAAGCAGUCGUCAUUAAACAAGAGGUGCAAGAGUCCCGGGUGGAUGAAGGCCUUCCUAAAAAGCUGGUGUUAGUGGAGUUUCGAUCUCUCACCAUGUCCGCGCCUCCGAAGAUUAAACCAAAGCAGAUGCUCAGCAACGGCUGCGCAAAGAACUUCAAAUGUUUCCGCAAGAGCCAAGUACCAGGGGCAGAGAUCUCGCCGCACAUCAUCGCAGGGUCUGGACUGCUGGUUCACAGCAGGGGCAAGAACUCUGAUCUGGACGAAUGGCUGAAAGAUGCAGUGGAGGAAGAGCUUCAGAGCAGACGGGACGAGACUGCGGGAGACGACCUCUUCAG
This is a messenger RNA of Platichthys flesus (European flounder), 2562 nucleotides long. It is a transcript of the gene nbn, whose product is annotated as nibrin. The record is from RefSeq and is a predicted model, not a curated record. Gene Ontology annotation, molecular function: damaged DNA binding; protein binding. Gene Ontology annotation, biological process: mitotic G2 DNA damage checkpoint signaling; double-strand break repair via homologous recombination; telomere maintenance. Gene Ontology annotation, cellular component: nucleus; Mre11 complex. Lineage: Eukaryota; Metazoa; Chordata; Actinopteri; Pleuronectiformes; Pleuronectidae.